CGGACUGGCCACCCCGCGCGACGCCUCUCUGCCUCUGUGUCUGCAAUGGCCAAGCCCCGCGCCCGCGGGAACGCCGCGCCCGACGAGGAUCCCAACGCCGCCACGGGCGUCCGCGUGACGAAGCGGGCGCGGAGGAAGAGCGGGCCGCGGGAGAGCCCCUCCCAGCGGAGCUCCGCGUACCGCGGCGUCACACGGCACCGGUGGACGGGGCGGUUCGAGGCGCACCUCUGGGACAAGGACGCCCGCGGCGGGUCCCGGGGCAAGAAGGGCAAGCAAGUUUAUCUCGGCGCGUACGACGACGAGGACGCGGCAGCGCGCGCGCACGACCUGGCGGCGCUCAAGUACUGGGGACCCGGCACCGUCCUCAACUUCCCGCUGUGCGGCUACGACGAGGAGCUCAAGGAGAUGGAGGGGCAGCCGCGGGAGGAGUACAUCGGCUCGCUGCGACGCCGGAGCAGCGGGUUCUCCAGAGGGGUCUCCAAGUACAGAGGCGUCGCGAGGCAUCACCACAACGGGAGAUGGGAGGCGAGGAUCGGGCGCGUCCUGGGCAACAAGUACCUCUACCUGGGCACUUACGCAACGCAAGAGGAGGCGGCGGUGGCGUACGACAUCGCGGCGAUCGAGCACAGGGGUCUCAACGCCGUCACAAACUUCGACAUCGGCCACUACGUCAACCACUGGCACCGGCACCGCCGUGGCGCCGGCGGCGGUGACAGCCUCGGUGCGAUGGACGCCGCCACCCCGGUCGUCGUCCCGUUCCAGCUCCCAGACGACCUGCCGGAGCGCCCCGCCGCCACCGGACUCAACGGAACCAUGGGCGCCGCGGACUUGCAUGAUGGCGAGGACCAAAUGCCGCACCACGCGUGUUCCUUUCUCGGAGACGGCGCGCAGCUUGCUGACCAGGUGGGCCCGCCGGCUCACCACGCGGCGCCCACGCCGUCGGCGCUCGACCUGCUGCUGCAGUCGCCCAAGUUCAAGGAGAUGAUGGAGCAGGUUUCAGAAGCUGCGGCGAUGGCGGACGGCAACAGCAGUUCAUCGGCGGCGGAGACGUCGUGGGCGUCGUCGUCUUCGUCUUCGCCCCCGCAGCCGUUGUCGCCUCAGCGGCAGCCUGAGAUCAGCGGCGGCAGCACGCCGGCGCGGUGCAGCUUCCCGGACGACGUGCAGACGUUCUUCGACUUCGAGAACGAAACCGACAUGGGCUUCACCUACGCAGAGGUUGACACGUUCCUUUUCGGGGACCUGGGCGAGUACGCGGCGCCCAUGUUCCAGUACUGCGAGCUGGACGUUUGAUCUGCAUUGGACGGCUGGCGUUAAUACACCUUUUCUUUCUUAUAUGCAAUGAGAGCGGGUACCAAAUGUUUUACUCCUACGGGGGUCCUACCCAAGUUGCAAAAGACCAAGAGAUAGUAGUAUUUAAUUGUUUCUACUAAUUUUCUCA
Molecule: messenger RNA, 1438 nt
Organism: Setaria italica (foxtail millet)
Lineage: Eukaryota; Viridiplantae; Streptophyta; Magnoliopsida; Poales; Poaceae
Product: AP2-like ethylene-responsive transcription factor At2g41710
Exons: 7
Coding region: 46-1290 (414 amino acids)
Biological process (GO): regulation of DNA-templated transcription
Molecular function (GO): DNA binding; DNA-binding transcription factor activity
Source: RefSeq, a predicted model, not a curated record